UCUGACCUCCAUCUGAUCGAGUUCACUGUAAAAGAUGCUGAUUGUGUGGAUGUCACUGAUUCACUCCUUUCUGCUUUAAACAUACAAGUAUCAGUAAAUCUGAUGUAUUGAAGGAUCAGAUCUGCUAUAAUGGAGGCAGCAGAAGAUGGAGCAGGAUCGUUCAGGAACCCUGGAGCAGAUCAGUCACAGCUUUGUGAGGAAACUUCUUCAAGUUCAGGUGAAGGAACAUCCAGCUCUGUAGGACGGAUCACCCCUGUGGGCCAACAGAAUGGAAGAGUUCAGAAAAACUUCAAUUCCCACCGGUCUGGAGGCUGUAUGAAGGAAGAGAUUGUGGAGGUGAUCAUCGGCGGCCCAGACGAAUCCAUCAAAGAGAAAGAAUGUGAUGAUGAUGAUAAUGAUGAGGAUGAAGAAGAUGAUGAUGACGACUACCUCUACUGUGAGGAAUGUGGAACCUACUUCUACAACAAGUGUGAGGUUCACGGUCCCGCUCUCUUCAUCCCUGAUACCCCCGUCCCCAUGGGGGUGGAGGACCGAGCCAGACAGACUCUUCCACCUGGGCUGGAGGUUCAGAUGUCCGAUGUCCCUGAUGCAGGUCUUGGAGUGUUUAAUAUGGGGGAGACUGUUCCAGUCGGGGCACAUUUCGGACCGUACCAGGGGGAGCUGGUGGACCGAGAGGAAGCCGUGAUCAGUGGAUACUCCUGGGUGAUCUGCAAGAGCAGUCAGUGUGAAGAAUACGUGGAUGCUACCAAAGAGACCCAUGCGAACUGGAUGAGGUACGUGAAUUGCGCCCGUAAUGAAGAAGAACAGAAUCUGGUUGCGUUCCAGUACCGAGGAGGGAUUCUCUACCGCUGCUGUCAGCCAAUCACACAUGGACAGGAGCUCCUGGUGUGGUACGAAGACGAUUACGCCAAAGACAUCGGGAUGACGUUUGAAUAUCUUUGGAACAAGAAGUGCAGCUCUGCAGAAGAAAAGAGCGAGCAUUUCUUACCAGCGUUCUCCUGCUCCGUGUGUCCACUUUCCUACACAGCUCAAAAUUACCUCUAUAAGCACAUUAAAAGAAGCCACCACGAGGAGUACCUGAGACUGCAGGUAUCUGGAGCGAUCAGAAACGAUAAACUGUCGAUCAGAAGCUCCAGCGGUGGUUCAGCGUUCUCCGGUAGUUUCUCUCACGAACAAAUAUACGCCAGACAUUACUUCUGCUCGGAGUGUGGGAAAGGCUUCACUCACCAGACUGCUCUUCAGAGACACCAGCGCAUUCACACAGGAGAGAAGCCGUACCAGUGCUCGCACUGCGGGAGGUGUUUCCGCCACCAGGCCACGCUUAACACGCACCAGCGCAUUCAUACAGGAGAGAAGCCGUACCAUUGCUCCGAGUGCGGAAAGAGUUUUAAACAGCAGAUCAGCUUCCAGCAUCACCUGCGCAUUCACACGGGAGAGAAGCCCUACCAGUGCUCGCAGUGCGGGAAGAGCUUCACUCAACAGAACGCCCUCCGGCGACACCAGCGCAUUCACACGGGGGAGAAGCCCUAUCAGUGCUUACAGUGCGGGAAGAGUUUUCGUCACCAGAGCACUCUCAAUUCCCACCACCGCCUUCACACCGGAGAGAAGCCGUAUCAGUGCCCGGAGUGCGGAAAGUGCUUCUCACAACAAAUCAGUCUUCAUCACCACCAGCGCAUUCACACCGGAGAGAAGCCCUACCAGUGCUUACAGUGCGGGAAGAAGUUUAGCCAUCAGAGCAAUCUCCAGCAGCACCAGCGCAUUCAUACGGGAGAGAAGAUGUAUAACUGCUCAGAGUGCGGAAAGAGCUUCACUCACCUUAGUACUCUCAAACAGCACCAGCGCAUUCACACUGGAGAAAAGAUGUUCAAUUGUCUGGAGUGUGGAAAGAGUUUUACUCACCCGAGUACGUUAAAACAGCACCAGCGUGUUCACACCCGAAUGUAAAGCCACGUUUUUAUCUUAACAAAUACUAGCCUGAUUCCUACACGCUUCUACUCAUUUUACUGUUACUACAGUGUACAGUUGUGAUAGCUUGUAUAUGUGUAGGAAAAUAACCCAUUUCAUCCUAGGCUGUUUGUUUGCGUGCUUGCUGUAAGUCCAUGCAUUGAUACCAGUGACUCUGGGCUGACACAUUCUGAACGGUUAAAAGUGCAAUUGAAAUAAAAUAUUGUAAAUGUU
Messenger RNA from Trichomycterus rosablanca, 2178 nucleotides. RefSeq names its product histone-lysine N-methyltransferase PRDM9-like. The coding region runs from base 130 to 1944 and encodes 604 amino acids. Gene Ontology annotation, biological process: regulation of transcription by RNA polymerase II. Gene Ontology annotation, molecular function: RNA polymerase II cis-regulatory region sequence-specific DNA binding; DNA-binding transcription factor activity, RNA polymerase II-specific; histone methyltransferase activity. The record is from RefSeq and is a predicted model, not a curated record. NCBI's taxonomy places the organism in Eukaryota, Metazoa, Chordata, Actinopteri, Siluriformes, Trichomycteridae. The transcript is spliced from 8 exons.